AUGGAACUCACUCCGAUCAAAAUCCGCGGCAAGCGGUCCAAUACCCCGGGAUCCAAGAGAGGCCGAGGCCGUCCGCUCAAGUCCGCUUCCACAUCGGCAGCUUCUUCAGCGGUCUCAUCUCGCGCGAGUACCCCGGUUUCAACAAUAUCCAAGGCUUCUGUCAGGUCGGCUAGACCAUCCACCGCAAAGCGGCGGAAAACAGCGAAGUCUCUGUCGCGUCUCGAAGAGUUACCCCUUGAACUACUACAGAUGAUCUUUCUGGAGAGCAUGAACAUCGCUCUGCCUCGCAGCUCCCCUCAUCUAGCCGCUAUGCUUUCUGAUGAGCACACACGCCUGGAAUUCAGCCUUCGGGCAUUUUAUUGCAACGGCUUACUUCUGAAUGAUACCUCCGCGGACAUGCCAAGGCUGCAUUCUGAGCUCCUAGCCUGCCGCUUUUUCACCUGGUCCUAUUUCCAGGUGAUUCUACGCAGAGUUCACGAGCGAUACGUCAAGGAGCACAAACUGCUGGACGAUGAACAUCUCUCAGCCUGUUCAAAUAUCUUUUGCCCGCACUCCUUUUUCCCAGUCGCCGCAGAUGACUGGAAAGCUGAUCUCUGGAAGGUUGAACAUACUCCAUACCUUCAGAUGGGUGCAUUUCAGAUACCCGAGAAAGUUCUCCAUGGACCCUGGACGUCUGACAAGGUCGAAUUCCUCUCCUUGCUCGUCAAACUGGACGGCCGCGUUGAUUGGGAGUACACAUCCAUGGGCGAAGUGGCUACCCAGGGUCUCUAUGACGCCAUACAACAGGGCUCAACAGAAGCGGUCGCGGAGUUGUUCCACGAAAACAUUAGAGUCAUACCCAAAACGGAGAUGGUACGGGUAGCAGUGAUGGACUGUGGCUUCGACGUGGAAAUGGUUUACUUGUUGCUUUGCCAUGCAGACUGUGACGAUGGGGACGUCGAUUACUACGACAGCAAGCUGUGGGCUUGGAUAGAGCAUGCUAAUAGCAGUGGAGAUCCCAAGGGCGCAUUGCUGAGGGAGAUGUUGCUCCAGGCUGACAAGAGAGACCUGCGGUAUGCGACCAUGCUCAGGAGGGAACGCACCGGACUGCCGCCAAACCUACACAGGAUCGUGUAG
Coniosporium apollinis CBS 100218 is the source of this 1116-nucleotide messenger RNA. RefSeq lists its product as uncharacterized. Bases 1 to 1116 code for a protein of 371 amino acids. The record is from RefSeq and is a predicted model, not a curated record. The transcript has 2 exons. NCBI's taxonomy places the organism in Eukaryota, Fungi, Ascomycota, Dothideomycetes.